This is a messenger RNA of Danio aesculapii, 3660 nucleotides long. It is a transcript of the gene lrfn1, whose product is annotated as leucine rich repeat and fibronectin type III domain containing 1. The record is from RefSeq and is a predicted model, not a curated record. The transcript is spliced from 9 exons. Gene Ontology annotation, molecular function: protein binding. Lineage: Eukaryota; Metazoa; Chordata; Actinopteri; Cypriniformes; Danionidae. The coding region runs from base 1263 to 3503 and encodes 746 amino acids.
GAGCGGACUGUUACCGAGCUCCUCACGGCGGAGGGAGGGACGCGCAGUCCGGAUGCUCCUUCAGGACGAGUAAAGCAAUACAUCAGCGGCUCCAAUGCGGUGCCAAUUGUUUCUAAUUCGGUUUCUGCGUCCGUUUCCCGCAGGAUGCCGUCUGGAAAAAAUGCGCAUAUGAAUUAAACGUGGGUGGGAUUGCUUCUGCGUUGGACACUGGAUCUAUGAUAACGAUUCUGCCGCAAAACGCCGAGCCGCAUUUGGAAAUAUAAAGAAUUUAUCUGUAUGCUGGGCUUUUCAGAGGGAGAUUUCGCGCCGGUUUGAAUGGACGCUUUGUCCUUUACGUCUUUUUUUCUUCUUGGCCAUGUUCUUUAUCUAAAAGGAUUGUAUCAGCAUUUGCUAUCUAAUGUGGUCUUAUUGUCGUGUUUAUACACUUAAUACGACGAUUUCGUACUGUGCUUUUUUUACCUCAGUAGUGUCAUGUUUCCUCUGAGGCGAUCCGACGUGAGGUGAAAAGUCUGACUGGACCUCCUUUCAGAAGUGAACCAUCAACAUUUGUGGAUUCUUCGAGAAUUUCUCAUCCCAACAGUGUUUCGGAAGGGCUUCGUGUCGUUUUCUUGGAUUAAAUCGACUUUAAUUGUGUGCUGUACGGAAAGUCUGUUUGGGAUUUCAAACAUCGCUUGAAUCGAUCGAGCCGUUUGGAAUGAAAAGCCGUUAAAAACCGCCGUUGAGAUUUCGCGCCACAUCUGCAUUUUGAUGAGAUUUCAUCCUUCAUAGCGCAUUUUUGGCUUUUAAUACAUGUUAUAGAAACAUAUAAUAUUAAAGUGAGCAUAUUUCCAAAGGACUCAAACCCAGAGGAGGUGAUUUAGACCUCAUCUGAAGAUCUCGGACAUUUCUGUGCUGCUCUGAACUUGGGAGGCGUUUGGAUGCUCCAGGACGGAGACUUGAACCCUGUUGUUGUGGUCAACUCCGCUCUGCCUCCCAAGUCUACCGACAUAUGUGGCGAGCCGCUGGGCAAACUGGUAACGGCGGAACAGCCAUCCACAAGGAGAGAUGCUGAUGCUGCUGUUUCGCUGGAUGAUUGUUUGAAGGUCGCAGAUUCGACACCCAAAGGUCAGGAUUGGCAGCACCUCCAGCAUGCGGACAACAUUUUAGUCAAGCAGGUGGCAUCACUCCAGUUACCCAGAAGCCCUUGAAACGACGAGCGAUGCCCUUUUGAAAUGACUGACACCGGAACAAACUUCAUAUCUGGUGCUGGUAGCUGAUUGGUCAUGGAGAGGCUGGUGUUUUGUGUGCUGGUGUUUGGUGCGCUGGCGAAGGCUCAGCUCUGUCCCGGCCGCUGCAUCUGUCAGACCAUCUCCCCCACACUCACCCUCCUGUGCGCCAAAACCGGCCUGCUGUUCGUGCCGCCCACCGUCGACCGCAAAACCGUGGAGCUGCGGCUCACGGACAACUUCAUCACGGCCGUGCGCAGGAAAGACUUUCUGAACAUGACCAGUUUAGUGCAUCUGACGCUCUCCAGAAACACCAUCAGCCAGAUCGCGCCGCACGCUUUCAUGGGCCUCAAAUCCCUGCGCGCUUUACACAUGGACGGGAACCGCCUCAGCGUCAUCAACAGCGACCAACUCAAAGGCCUGAUGAACCUCAGACACCUGAUAUUAGGAAAUAACCAGAUCCACCACAUUGAAGAGUCCUCCUUUGAUGAGUUCGUCUCCACCAUCGAGGAUCUGGAUUUAUCCUACAACAACCUGCGGACUUUACCGUGGGAAGCCAUCGCUCGAAUGACCAACAUAAACACGCUGACCUUGGACCACAACCUGAUCGAUCACAUCGGUGUGGGCACAUUCACGCUGCUCACCAAACUGGUGCGUUUGGACAUGACCUCCAACCGACUGCAGACUCUCCCUCCGGACACGCUUUUCCAGCAUGCGCAGGUUCUGUCCGAGCCCAAGACCUCCAGCUCAUCUAGACUGACGGUCAGCUUCGGGGGAAACCCUCUGCACUGUAACUGCGAGCUGCUGUGGCUGAGACGGCUGACCCGAGAGGAUGAUCUGGAGACAUGUGCUUCUCCUGAUCACCUGAUGGACAAAUACUUCUGGUCCAUUCAGGAGGAGGAGUUCAUCUGUGAGCCGCCGCUUAUCACCAAACACCAGGUCACCAAGCCGUAUGUGAUGGAGGGUCAGGGCGUCACGCUGAAGUGCAAAGCCAUGGGUGACCCUGAUCCCGCAAUCCACUGGCGCUUCCCGGACGGCAAACUGGUGCACAACAACACCCGCACCAUUUUAUACGACAACGGCACGCUGGACAUCCUGAUCACCACACUGAAGGACAGUGGCGCUUUUAACUGCGUGGCGUCCAACGCUGCAGGAAUCGCCACCGCCGCAGUACACGUACACAUGAUCCCGCUACCCCUGCUGGUCAAUAACACAGGACACAUGCGGGAGGCUGACCCGGGACUCUCCGACAUCAGCACCUCCUCCAGAUCCAGCAGCAACGACAGCAAAACACACAGCAAGAGGGUCCUGGUGGAGAAUCUGACUGCUCACUCUGCCGUCAUACACUGGCCCUCUGAGAGACACAUCCCUGGCAUCCGCAUGUACCAGAUCCAGUACAACAGCACUGUUGAUGAUACACUCGUCUACAGGAUGAUUCCGUCAGCCAGUAAGACGUUCAGGAUCAAUGAUCUGGCUGCGGGCCGUGAGUACGAGCUGUGUGUGUUAGCGGUGUACGACGACGGCAUCACGUCCCUGACGGCGACGCGUGUGGUGGGCUGCGUUCACUUCCACACUCUGCCAGAGACUAACCAGUGCCGCUUCGUACCCAGCCAGUUUCUGGGAGGAACCAUGAUCAUCAUCAUCGGUGGCAUCAUUGUGGCCUCCGUGCUGGUCUUCAUCAUCAUCCUCAUGAUCCGCUAUAAAGCCUACAGCGGCGGCGGAGGAGGAGGAGACACAGCUAAAGCUAAAGCUAAAGCUGGAGGAGAUGCCAGUGUUCAUGUGCACUCGCAGACAAACGGCAGCAGAUCUACAGCUACCAAACAGAGCGAAGAGCCACCCGAGUCGCCCGCCGGGAAACACUGCAAGGCCCUGGUGCUCCUCAAGAUGAUGGAGGAUCCGCAGGAGGAGCUGAAGGUGGAGCUGCCGGCGCUGUGCUCCGCUAAACCUCCGUCCUCCAGGAGAGCCAGUCUGGCUGGACCUCCAUCCGACGACACGCAGACGGACAGCAGCCUGACCGGCUCCACCAUGUCCCUGUGUCUGAUCGGUUCUGUCCCGAACGAGGGCCCUCGGAAGGGUCCGCUUGCCAACAUGUCACUUCUGCCCAGUGAGCUGGCACGGACUCGGCACCGCUUCUCCUUCGACGGAGACUAUGCUUUAUUCCAGAGCCACAGUUACCCACGGCGGGCUCGAACCCGCAGACACAAGUCCAGCUCCCAGAUCAACACGGACACAUCGCCGCCCUGCAGCCGCAGAGUGACCUUCAGCAGCACCGAGUGGAUGCUGGAGAGCACAGUGUGAUGUCUGAGCAUGCGCAGAUAGAUACACACACACACACAGUCGGUGGACAUGAAAACUCAGUGAUGAUGCUGUUGCAGUAAAGCACACACACACUUACAAACAAUAAUACUCUCGCUCUGAUUCUAAUACUAGUGAGUUGCCUACUGAAGGGGCAAAA